CUCAGUUCGUUUCUGAUUACAGGAGGCUAAGUACGUGUUGUCAUGGAGUGGACGGAGGAAAAUUGUUUACGCUUAAUUGAAACAUAUAAAAGAUUUCCAAUUUUGUGGGAUCCCAAAGAUCAAUAUUACUACAGAAAAAAUCUAAAAAAUGAUGCGUGGGAUAUCAUGGGAAGCGAUUAUGAACAAUGCCGUAGCAAACUGUUAAGUCUUUUAUCUUCUUUUAGAAGAGAGAAAGGAAAAAGUCAAAGAAGUAAAGGGACAGGGAAAGGUGCAUCCGAGACUUACAAAAGUAGAUGGUUUGCCUACGACGCUUUUUCCUUUUUAGCUGAUCGGGAUAAACCAAGGAAACGUUCAAAUACUGAACAAGCAGAUAUAGAACAAGAUAAAGUGGAUGAGGGACAGGUACAAGAUGAUGGAAUAAAUACUGACACUGAAAGCAACCUGUCUUUUAUUGAACCUCCGCCGUCCAAAAAGAAUAAAUCGACGGAUGAUAAAAUCGUAACUGAAGCCCUACAAGUUUUAAAGACUGCUACAGAAAAAUUGAGCGAUAAUUUUAAGUUGUCACAAGAAGUACAUUCAUUUAUAAAUUUUAUUGGACCCAAAAUGGAAUCUUAUUCACGUUCAACAAAAAAUAUGGUUCAACAGGCAAUAUUUGAUGUCAUAAUGAAAGCCGAUUCUGGGUACUAUAAUUAUCAACCAAAUAUGCAAGUGUCGACGCAAGUUUAUACAACUUAUUCUCAAAGUGCUUCUACGUCCAGACCGCACAGUCAGGAAAGUAAUUAUUCGGCAGAAGAUACGAAUGACAGUUUCGAUGAUUUGUUUCAAUAAUAAAUACUUUCUUUUUGUAAACUUAUAUGUUGCUUAUAAAAAAGGCUAUUUGAUUAUUAAAUAAAAAUAAUUGGAAAAAUACUCACACAUACGUUUUCCUUUAAACACUUGAUAAUCGCCAAACACACUUCAGGAAUAAUAAUACUUAUACUUUGCUUAGAAAUUCUAAAAAGGUACUGCAAGCUUGUGUAGGAAUCUCCAGUGAACAAGAAUCGUAAUGUCAAACUUAAUUUAUUUUCAACUGAAAUUGGUACUUAACCUAAAAUGCGUUUCCUUUUUAGCAAUCUUGAAACUAACCAUAUGUAGUAGAUUUUGAUAUAAUUCUGGUGACAAUUUAAAAAAAAUUGCAUAGUGUCCGCUUAAUUGAUGGCUUUUCAACUCCGCUACUAUAUUCUGUUUUCUUUAAAAAAAUAGGAUUUUGCCACCAACGCCGUUGUCUCUUUUUUUUUCCUUUUUAUCGUUGUUUAUUUUGUUUAAAACUAGGUUGUGGUUCACUAAUAUAAUAUAAAACGUUUGCUUCUUUGCAUGAUUUAAGGUAUGGAGUGAUUUUAAAAACAACACCAAAAAAAAGCUGCUCGCCUGCAUAGAGCAGUUAGUGGGACUGGUGGUGGAGCUGCUACUUAUUGUAAACUGACAGAUUUAGAACAAAGAGUUUUAAAUCUGAUCGGGGUGCAAGUAGCGAUGGGCUUGGCAGUGAGAGAGGCUGGUUUGUCACAGGUUUAAACUUCUUAUAUUACACUAGUAUGUGCCAACGUAGUACCUUCAAUAUCUCAUGGAGUUCCACAUCCAGAAAAGGACCUACUUGACUGCAGGAUCAAGGAAAAUUACAUCUUAGCAGACGAUGGUACAUUGUCAGACAGAGUAGACAUUUUACUAGGAAAUGAUUACUAUUACACGAUUAUGUCAACAAACAAGG
Messenger RNA from Maniola jurtina (meadow brown), 1744 nucleotides. RefSeq lists its product as uncharacterized. The transcript has 3 exons. The record is from RefSeq and is a predicted model, not a curated record. Lineage: Eukaryota; Metazoa; Arthropoda; Insecta; Lepidoptera; Nymphalidae. The coding region runs from base 43 to 828 and encodes 261 amino acids.